Molecule: messenger RNA, 1258 nt
Organism: Drosophila grimshawi
Lineage: Eukaryota; Metazoa; Arthropoda; Insecta; Diptera; Drosophilidae
Gene: scf
Product: calumenin
Exons: 2
Coding region: 107-1093 (328 amino acids)
Cellular component (GO): endoplasmic reticulum
Molecular function (GO): calcium ion binding
Source: RefSeq, a predicted model, not a curated record
ACUCUGAGGCUUCAUUGCAUGAGUUUUGUUCUAGCUCAAAUUACUCUUGUUCAAAUACUCAAAGCGUUCGGACGGCAAUAGACUUGAAGUCUGAGCCGGCACAAAAAUGACAACUGGAACAUUUGUACUUGUUGCUGCCGCAGCGAUAAUCAGUCUGGUUGCUGCCUCAAGCAUACCGGAUAGUAAUGGAGAAUUGCCACAUAAUCCGCUGGAGCACGAUUCGCUGCAUGGAAAGCAUUUUGAUGCCGGUGAACACAAUUCGCAAUACGAUCACGAAUCAUUUCUGGGCGCCGAUGAAGCCAAAAAGUUUGACGAACUGACGCCGGAGGAGAGCAAGCGACGCUUGGGUCUGAUUGUGGAUCGUAUCGAUGCAGAUAAGAAUGUAUUCAUAACACUAGCUGAGCUGAAGGCGUGGAUUCAGUACACACAACGUCGCUACAUCGACGAGGAUGUGAGUCGCAUUUGGCGUCAACACAAUCCGGAUAACAAUAAAACCAUCAGCUGGGAUGUCUAUCGCAAGAGCAUCUACGGCUUCAUGGAUACGCUAAGCAAGGAGGAAUUGGAGCACGAGGAGCAGGGCAUUUCGUACAAGAGCAUGUUGGCCCGCGAUCGUCGUCGCUGGGCUGUCGCCGAUCGGGAUCUGGAUGAUAGUUUGACUAUCGAGGAGUUCACUGCGUUUUUGCAUCCCGAGGACCAUCCCACCAUGCGUGAUGUGGUGCUGCAGGAGACCACCGAUGAUCUCGACAAGGAUAAGGAUGGCAAAAUCUCUGUGGAUGAAUACAUCGGAGACAUGUAUCGUCCCUCCGAACCCGAUGAGGAGGAACCCGAAUGGGUGCUCAGCGAACGCGAGUCAUUCUCCAAGCAUCGCGACCUGGACAACGAUGGCUACCUGACCGAGAACGAGAUCCGUCAAUGGAUAUCGCCCAAUGAUUUCGAUCAUGCGGAGAGCGAGGCCAAACAUCUGAUCUUUGAGGCGGAUGUGGACCACGAUGAGCAGCUAACCAAAGAGGAAAUACUCGACAAAUACGAUGUCUUCGUCGGCUCCCAGGUGACGGACUUUGGCGAGGCACUCGCUCGCCACGAUGAGUUCUAAACAAAAAAAGCGAACCAAUCUUUUUUCUAAGCUAUAGUUAACAAAAUCGCAACUCGAAUGCCAAAUAAAUUGUAAUACUUCUUAGCCAUUUAAGUCACAGACAAACAACUCAACUUAACUCAAACCAACAGCAAAGUGCAUUAUAAACACAGACUUAACUUAAAA